Messenger RNA from Episyrphus balteatus (marmalade hoverfly), 1737 nucleotides. RefSeq lists its product as uncharacterized. The record is from RefSeq and is a predicted model, not a curated record. Lineage: Eukaryota; Metazoa; Arthropoda; Insecta; Diptera; Syrphidae. The transcript has 3 exons. The coding region runs from base 1 to 1737 and encodes 578 amino acids.
AUGAAUGCUUUAAAAGCAAAACGUGGUCAUGUUAAAGGGGUUUUGACACGGGCAGCAACUUUUGCUGAAAAUAUAGAUGACCGUGUGUCAUCUGAGCUUCUCGAAACACGCUUAGAAAGCCUCCAAGAUGCUUGGAAUAAAUUUAUAACUUUAACUGACGAACUUUUCAGUUUUUCUGAACAAGAGGAUUACGUAGAUCCUAGUGAUGAUUUUUCGGAUUACGAAAGUAAAUAUUUCACUGCCCAAUCAACCUUUGUAAAGGAAAUUCGCGAACGUAAAUUAGCUUCACCACCCGCUCUACCUACUGCCGCCGAAACGGUUAUCGAAAAAUUAGCUAGCCAGCAAGCUUUAUUUCUUAAAAAACUUAAUGAGCCAAAAAAAACGGCAUGUUCUAUCGCGGAUCAUUUUAUUGGCUCCAUAGAUAGUAACUCCGAUAUAUCUCAGACACAGAAAUUUCAUUAUCUGAAAUCUUUCCUACGCGGAGAGCCAGCUAAUCUUAUACGCGAUAUAAAGGUAUCGGAUAUAAAUUAUCUCGAUGCUUGGGACAAACUAGAGAAGCGCUACGAUAGGCCCAACUUCAUGAUUCAGUCGCAUAUACAAUCGCUCCUGUCAAUUCCAAACAUUAACGCGAAUAAUGUUCAAUCCCUUCGGAAACUUACCGAUGCAGCCGAUGAAACCAUUCGAGGUUUGGACUCUUUGGGAGCCCCAUGGCGAGACCCUUGGGUCAUUUAUCUUUUAUCGUUAAAAUUAGACCACGAUACCAAAGAGGCUUGGGGUCUAGAGGUAGGGGCAAGAUCCAAUGCAUCUAUUGAUGAAUUUUUAGUAUUUUUGAACUCACGUUGUGAUGCUUUGGAGUCUGCACAAUCGCUUUCUCGUCCGACUAAUCAAUCUCGUGUGAAGAAUCCAAAGCUCGUUCAGUCUCAUUUCGUGGAAACUACUACAAGCUGUCCAAAGUGCAAAGCAGAUCAUUCAUUGAACCAAUGUCCACAUUUUCUUUCGCUUGACACCAUUACACGUCGUUCUUUUAAAUGCCAUUCCAAAUUUCGUUGCCGAACUUGUCACGCGCGUCAUCAUUCUUUGGUUCACCCACAAUCUCCGACAACGGUCUCUUCAGAUCAUAACUCUUCGUCUUCUUCUCCUGGAACUUCCUCGACCAAUCCUAUAAUGCCAAAUUCUCUUAGCGCAACAACUUCGCCAAUCUCGCUUUGCUCAUCGGUAGCUCAGCCAAUUAACUUACAUUCUGAGGUUCAUUCUCAAGUUCUAUUGCCCACAGCUAUUGCACAAGUGCAUGAUAAACAGGGAACGUCGCAUCACAUUCGACUAUUGCUAGACUCGGGAUCUCAAGUUUCUUUCGUAACCGAGCAAACGGUUCAGAGAUUAGGAUUGGUUCGCAAGAAAGCACAAAUACCCAUCGCAGGUGUCGGAGCAACACCAGCAGGUGUUACAAAUGGAAUCGUUACCCUCAAACUUCAUUCUCGCUAUACACAGGACUUCAUCGAGGUUCAGUGCUUCGUCGUUUCAAAACUAACUUCUUUAUUGCCGACGUCGUUUUGUAAAACUUCAAAUAUUCAAUCUUUCGGUUCGUAUACGUUGGCUGAUCCACAUUUUAAUAUUCCUGGUCACAUUGAUGUGCUCAUCGGUGCUGAUAAAUUAUUCAGCAUAAUCAGUGGUGCUGCAGAACGUGGUCUGCAAGGAAUUUGCCAACAAUUUUCGGUUGGGUUGUCUGUGGAAACAUAG